Pygoscelis adeliae (Adelie penguin) is the source of this 147-nucleotide messenger RNA. RefSeq names its product S100 calcium binding protein A14 (gene S100A14). Gene Ontology annotation, cellular component: perinuclear region of cytoplasm. The record is from RefSeq and is a predicted model, not a curated record. NCBI's taxonomy places the organism in Eukaryota, Metazoa, Chordata, Aves, Sphenisciformes, Spheniscidae. The annotation marks the transcript as partial. Gene Ontology annotation, biological process: positive regulation of monocyte chemotaxis; toll-like receptor 4 signaling pathway; positive regulation of granulocyte chemotaxis. The transcript has a single exon. Gene Ontology annotation, molecular function: chemokine receptor binding.
GACUGCCAGGAUCUCACCGAUGUGGAGCGGGCCAUUGAGACCGUCAUCAACCAGUUCCACUGCUACGCGGUGAAGGGGCAGAAGGAGUACCUGACACCCAACGAGAUGCAGGACCUGGUGGUGCAGAAGCUGCCCCACCUGGGGAAG